UGUGAAUAUUAAAACAGAAGAUUUUAUUUUGAUAUCCUGUUAAAAUUAUUUAUUCAUUAGCUUCUGUUGUCAAGGGAUCAGAAUUAUGAAUUAAAAUUUUUGAAUACUUCGACAUAUUCACAAUUAAUUUAUUGACAAUUAUCUGAUUUUAUUUGAAUUCUAUGAAAUAGAAAAUUCUAUCAGUUACUUCAGUUAAUUUUUUUAUUACACGAGUCAUAAUAUAUGAAUUUGAAAAAAUAAAAUUGUAAUCAACUGGCAAUUAUUCUGUGCACGUUUUAUUUAUUACAUUUGAAGUGAUGGAUCCCAAUUUAAAACACAAUAAUUUAAUGCAGUCAAAUAAACCAACAAAAUCCAAUCAAUUAAAAGAAAAUUUAUGUGUCAAUGAUGCGAAGUCUGACAACGCAGUUUUCGGUUUUAAAAACUCAAAGACUAAAAGUGAGUCUCAAGUACUAUCAGAAAAAAAAACUGUCAACUCUCAGUACUGCCGAGAACCGAAUUCUGAAGCUAAACCAGUCAAUGGAAACGAUGUAAAUACAAAACACAAUGAUAAGUCACGUCCGUUAAUUAAGCAAUCAAAUCAAACAAAAAAAUGGACCCUGACUGAUUUCGAAAUUGGAAAACCUUUGGGUAAAGGAAAAUUUGGAAAUGUUUAUUUAGCUAGAGAAAAACGAACAAAGUUUAUUAUCGCAAUGAAAGUACUUUUUAUUAAUCAAAUAGAAGAAGGCAAAAUUGAACAUCAAGUACGCAGGGAAAUCGAAAUUCAAACACAUUUACGACAUCCUAAUAUUUUACGUAUGUAUGGUUACUUUUACGAUGAUAGAAGAGUCUAUUUUAUUUUGGAAUUCGCACCUAAUGGCGAGCUGUACAAGGCUUUGAAAGCAGCACCUGAUGGACGAUUCGAUGAGAAAAGAACUGCUCCAUACAUACGUCAGCUAGCAGAUGCCAUGAAAUAUUGUCACAGUAAAAAAGUAAUUCAUCGUGACAUAAAACCUGAAAAUCUGCUAUUAGGAAGAGAUGGUGAGCUGAAAAUUGCCGAUUUUGGGUGGUCCGUUCAUGCUCCUUCUUCUCGAAGGGAAACUUUAUGUGGUACACUUGACUAUUUACCACCUGAAAUGGUUCUUGGAAAGUCGCAUGAUCAUACUGUUGAUUUAUGGGGGGCUGGAGUGUUAUGCUAUGAAUUGUUGACUGGUAAUCCGCCAUUUAUAGCCAAAACUUAUGAAGGAACUCGUUCUAAAAUAGUAAACGCUCAAUAUACAUUCCCAAGUUAUGUCAGUGAUGGAGCGCGUGAUUUAAUUUCAAAGUUGAUUGUCGUCAAACCUGAAAAACGAUUGCCUUGGGACGAUGUUCUUGCGCACCCUUGGAUUUUAAAACAUUAAUUUUGUUUUAUUAUACUUGUUUACUAUCCUAAAAAAAAAUAAUUUUUCAUUUGUUAAAGUAAUAAAAUCACGAAUUAUUCUUUUAAUGCUCACAGAUUUGACGAUUAUGUAUUGUUUUAGUAAAUUUAGCUCAUGUUUUAUAAGUUCUAUAAUUUUAUAAGUUCAUAAAUAAAACUUAUAAAAAAUUA
Microplitis mediator is the source of this 1564-nucleotide messenger RNA. RefSeq names its product aurora kinase B-like. The record is from RefSeq and is a predicted model, not a curated record. Gene Ontology annotation, cellular component: spindle microtubule; chromosome passenger complex; spindle midzone. NCBI's taxonomy places the organism in Eukaryota, Metazoa, Arthropoda, Insecta, Hymenoptera, Braconidae. Gene Ontology annotation, biological process: regulation of cytokinesis; mitotic spindle organization; protein phosphorylation. The transcript has 4 exons. The coding region runs from base 297 to 1376 and encodes 359 amino acids. Gene Ontology annotation, molecular function: protein kinase activity; ATP binding.